AUGGCUUCGGCGGUUUUCUUCCUGGACCUGAAGGGCAAGACCCUCCUUGCCCGCAACUAUCGAGGGGAUAUCCCCAUGUCCGCGGUUGAGAAAUUCCCUAUCCUACUCAGCGAAGCCGAAGAAGAGAGUUCUGCAGUUCCUCCCUGUUUUUCCUCCGAGGGCGUUAACUACCUCUACAUCCGCCAUAGCAAUCUAUACGUCCUCGCGCUCACGAAGCGAAACACAAAUGCCGCCGAAAUACUUCUCUUCCUACACAAGAUUGUGGAGGUGUUUACGGAAUACUUCAAGGAAUUGGAAGAGGAGAGUAUCCGAGACAAUUUUGUCAUUAUAUAUGAGUUGCUGGAUGAGAUGAUGGACUUUGGCCAUCCACAAACGACAGAAAGCAAAAUAUUACAAGAAUACAUUACCCAAGAAUCGCACAAAUUGGAAGUACAAGCACGGCCACCCAUAGCUGUUACAAACGCCGUUUCAUGGAGAAGCGAAGGCAUUCGAUACCGUAAAAAUGAGGUGUUCCUAGACGUCGUUGAAUCGCUGAACCUUCUGGUUUCUGCUACCGGAAACGUUCUUCGAUCGGAAAUUCUGGGAGCUGUGAAGAUGAAGUGCUACCUCAGUGGCAUGCCGGAACUCCGACUGGGCUUAAAUGACAAAGUUAUGUUCGAAACAACUGGUCGAGCAACCAGGGGUAAGGCAGUGGAAAUGGAGGACGUCAAGUUCCAUCAGUGUGUACGGCUGUCCAGAUUCGAAAACGAUAGAACUAUUAGCUUUAUUCCGCCAGACGGCGAGUUCGAACUUAUGAGCUACCGACUCAACACUCAAGUGAAACCGUUGAUAUGGGUGGAGUGUCUGGUGGAGUCACACUCCGGCUCGCGGAUGGAAUAUAUGCUAAAGGCAAAAGCACAAUUCAAGCGACGUAGCACAGCUAACAACGUGGAAAUCCUCGUCCCAGUACCCGAGGAUGCAGACUCACCGAGAUUCCGAACAAAUGUAGGAACCGUCCACUAUGCGCCUGAGAAGUCUGCGAUUAUAUGGAAAAUCAAGCAGUUUGGCGGAGGAAAAGAAUUCCUCAUGCGCGCAGAGUUAGGGCUACCAUCCGUCAAGGGUGAUGACGAACAUGGCGGUGGCAUGACAGGUGGCUUUGGCGGAAGCAUGGGUGGUGCAGGACAAAGCGGAAAAGGGAAGCGGCCUAUCAAUGUCAAAUUUGAGAUUCCGUAUUUCACGACCAGCGGCAUCCAAGUCCGCUACUUAAAGAUCACGGAACCAAAGCUUCAAUACCCUUCGCUUCCUUGGGUGCGCUACAUCACUCAAUCUGGGGAUAUCGCGGUUCGCUUGCCUGAGGCCCAAUAG
Molecule: messenger RNA, 1344 nt
Organism: Arthroderma uncinatum
Lineage: Eukaryota; Fungi; Ascomycota; Eurotiomycetes; Onygenales; Arthrodermataceae
Product: Adaptor complexes medium subunit family protein
Exons: 6
Coding region: 1-1344 (447 amino acids)
Biological process (GO): intracellular protein transport; vesicle-mediated transport
Cellular component (GO): clathrin-coated vesicle; clathrin adaptor complex
Molecular function (GO): clathrin-cargo adaptor activity
Source: RefSeq, a predicted model, not a curated record